Molecule: messenger RNA, 3372 nt
Organism: Dendronephthya gigantea
Lineage: Eukaryota; Metazoa; Cnidaria; Anthozoa; Malacalcyonacea; Nephtheidae
Product: serine-protein kinase ATM-like
Exons: 30
Coding region: 211-3285 (1024 amino acids)
Molecular function (GO): protein serine/threonine kinase activity
Source: RefSeq, a predicted model, not a curated record
GCGAAAUGAGAAUAUUUUGCUUUCAUUGAAUUUUAUUAUUCAUCUUUCUUGUAUUCACUUUUAAAUACUUUGUAUUUUCAAUAAACAUCAAUGUGGUUACAUCGCAUAUUUCGAAGGAUGAAACAUGAACAUUUAAAACAUUUUAAGGAUCGUAAAUAAAUGUCUGUUAACUUUACAAUAUACUGGAAUAGCAGUUAUUAAAGGUUGAAAAUGGCUACCAUUCAAGCUGAAAUCGCACAGGUUUGUAGGAACAUGGAAUCAGAUAAAGCAACAGAAAGAAAGAAAAAUGCUGACAAUUUGAAACUGUUGCUACGGGAUACAGAAAUUUUAAAGUUGCUUGAUGCUAAUUCUGAUGGAAGGAAAAGAAAUGUAAUUAGCUGGGACUUCAUUUUAAAAGCAACUCAAACAUAUGUAAGAAGAGAGCUUGAAGUUUUACUUGUCCAGAAGCCAAGAAAUUCUCAAAGUACAUCUUCAAAUGUGGCAAAUAAUAGAGAAAAGAAACGACAGGAGGUGAUGUUACUAUUAAAGCUCAUCAUAAAGACAGCAGAUGAACGUGACAAAUAUCGUUUAAAUGGCAAAGAACUUGUCCAUUACGUCAUCACAAUGCUGAAAACUCAAGAUAAAGCCGUGACUGGUGACUACCUCCAGAUUCUUGGAAAACAUAUUCUUACUUCAAGGACAUAUUGUUGUGAACUUACAUCAGAAAUGUGGAAAGAUCUUAUCAUCCUUGUUUCUGGAAUCAUAAAUUCUCCUACGAGUGAACGUUCAUUGUCAACCAAGACUUUUUCCCAGAUCAUCUCAUCUGCUGUUACUCAACUGGAUAUGUCGUCCAAUAGACUUUUUAAGUUCUUUACAAAUGCCUUUACUGAUAUCAGAAAUGAAACAAAUACUCAAGUUUUGGAGUAUCUUCUCAGCUCGUUACUUACAUUCUCAAAAGCUGUGAUUGUCGAUUGUCGCGGACAGUUGUGUCAACUUGGUGAGGAUCUUCUACCACCGCUUCUGCAGAUUUGGGGCAAACCAUAUAUAUCUGUCAAGAAACCUUUGUUGGUAAAAUUAAUAAAUGUCGUGAUUUUGGUCCAUCCCCGUGUUGAAGAGCUGAAAGCUGGAGCAUUGUGUGUUGACUAUGGACCAUGGAGGCAACUUCUCCAAAAAAUUUAUUUGACGAUAUGUGCUGACCUUAAGCAAGAAAGCCUGAGAAUAAAACAAAGCCCGCUGACUGGCCUUACAGAAGCGGUGAUAGAGCUCAGUGCAAACGUCUUGCACCAGCUGUUUUGGUUUCAUUCCAAGAAAUCACCAGUGCCAGUAGUUUCAGGUCCUGGCUCGUUCAAACGACGUAAAGUAGAAGUUGGGUGGAAUGUUUUAAGAGAUACUUUAACAAACAGUCCAGAGACGUCGGCUUUAUUGGGAUGGUUGCAAAUAACGGCUAAACUUCUGUCAAAAUACCCCAACUGUCUUCCAGAUGGAGAAUAUCUUUCACUGCUAACGUCGUUGCAUCAACUACAGAUUGAACGCAAGAAGCAGGAAAUAAUAUCAGGUGUCAUGGAGUGCUUACAACAUCUUUCGGCUUGUUGUGUUAAGUUGUUGGAACCCAGGCCAAGUGUAGAAGAGAUUUCUGUAAAAACAACGUGGAGAAACGUUUGGCUGGCUGCUUUAAGGACGUGUAGUUCACCUGGGUUACAAAAUGCAAGUUUUCAACUUUUGGAAAGCAUUAUUCAGACGAAACUUGUUGAUGCUGAUACAGAACCUUGGAAGCUGUUGACGGAUGUUGGUUGUAGUAGUUCAGAAUGUUCCUUGCUUUUCCUAUGGCGAUAUUUAGUAACAUUGCCGUUACCUGAACGUUUUCAUUACACCAAUCAAGCCUCUGAAUUAUCUCACUACCCAUUACGUCAUCAACUCUUUGAAUGGUUGCUGCCUUCUGUCAGUAAAAUUGAACAACAAGGAUAUAGUGUGGAAGGUCAUUACUCCAGGAUUUUGUCCAGAUUACCGCUGGGUUUGCUCUCUCGUGUUCUUGUCAUGCUAACACAACGAGUGUGUCAUACUACCAGCGGACUUGCUCACAUUUUGGAUUUCGAAAGGAAAUGUGUUGGGAAAUUUGCUGAAGGUUUUAAAGAAGUGGAAAAUAUUUACCUUCUUUCUUCGUUUAAUAAGAGAACGGAAACUAAUUUGGUGGAUCCUUUAACGUUGGUUGAAGAAAGUACUACAGACAACAAUACUGUGAAAGAGUUGUUGAGUUUUUUGGUUCAGAGAAUGGUUGAAAUUUCCGAGAAAUUAACAGAAAAUUUAGAUGGUGAAUCCAGUGUAUUAUCUUCGCCACAUGGCUCAACGCAAGCUGCUGAAAAACGACAUGAGUUGCUUCCAAGAUUCAGCUGUUUGUCUACGAAAGUUUUAGGACUAUUUCUGUACAUAAAUGCUUUUAACUUCAACGAACUUACAGAAUGUCCUCUUUAUCGUGCCACCAAGAAAGUUUUAAAUGCUGUUUCAAGUAGAAUGGCAGAGUCAUUAGGUCAAAAAGACGACUUGAAAGGAAAAGCAGUUUUAGGAGCGUCCUUCAUUGCCACCUUAAAUGAUUUAUUUUUGUGUGGCCCUUCUACAAACCAAUUCAAUCGUGACAUUUUGGAAGUUGUGAGAUCUAUGACGCCCACAGAAAUGAUUGAAUCUAUGAUGCAAAUUAUUACUAGAGAGCCUGUGCAACCGAACAAGACACACAUGGUACUUGAUGAAUUUGAUGGGACAUUUAUUGAUAACGAGGAAGCUUCAGAUGGUUUUGAAGUAAACAACAGCAUUCCAAAGCCAGCCUUCCAGCCUCCAAUGGCAGAUCAGAAGAUGAACUCAGAAAAUUUGUCAGAAAAUGAAAAAUCAAAAGUUUCGUACAUGAAAAUAGUAUGCUCUUGGUGUACCUGUGUUGAUAAAUCACAUGAUCUCCAAGAUAAUGUGCGGAAUCGUAUUUUUGAAUAUUUUGAAUCUACAGACUUUGAUAUUCUAAAGCCAUUUCAUUCAAAACUAUUCUUUGCUGCGUCUUUCAUUCUGUGCUCUGCCCCUAUUAAAGGCAAACAUGUUUUGGUUGUUCUUCAUCAUCUGAGAACAUUUAUUUCAAAGCACAGAAAAGAUCAGGAAUAUUGCAAGGAAGGUCUUAGUCUACUGACUCUGUUGGCGACACAAUUUGGAAGAUCAGAAGUUAGAGACGAGGCAGAUAUGAAGGAUGCACAAGCGCGUUCGUUGCAUCUCUUGAAGGCGUUUUGUACGUCUUCAAAUUGCCAAGUGUAUGGAUAUGUUCAUUCGUUUUGAUCCUGACAGAAACUGGGCAUUCUUUGAGAUUAAAGACAACAAUAACGAUUCGUCUGUGCAUAUAUCACUUCUCUUCCCUGAGCUUUU